Molecule: messenger RNA, 1114 nt
Organism: Photinus pyralis (common eastern firefly)
Lineage: Eukaryota; Metazoa; Arthropoda; Insecta; Coleoptera; Lampyridae
Exons: 2
Coding region: 1-879 (292 amino acids)
Cellular component (GO): membrane
Molecular function (GO): ligand-gated monoatomic ion channel activity
Source: RefSeq, a predicted model, not a curated record
AUGGAGGUAAUCUUCGUUACUUUUGAAAAACAAGUCUGGGUGUUAAUCGCGGUCAGUUUCAUCAUUGUCAUGGUCGCGUGGUGGAUUAUCAUGUCAUGCGAGCAAAGAAGUUGGAAUAUUGAAAAUAUGGCAAUUGCGAUAACAAAUUUGACUUCACUUACAAUUCUGGGCUCCGUUGCCACAGUUCCAAAAUCUGCCAUUCUACGUUGUGUUCUAAUCACGUACUUGGUAUAUUUUAUCCACAUCAAUUGUGGCUUCACGUCAAACUUGAUUAAUAUCUUGACUAAACCGCAAUAUGAAUUCCAAAUCAGCAACCUAAAGCAACUGGCAGACUCUAAUCUUCCCAUAUACGGCCAUGCUAACUUUUUAAAGAGCCAAUUUAAUAAUGACAACGUCAUCGAAUGUAAACUGUACAGAAAACUGAAAGAGUCGACAUUUCCCGCUACAAAUAUUGACCAAUUUAUCGCGGUUCACCUCAAUCUCGCCAAUCAUCGUAAUUGUGCGGUUGUGGAAACAGAAGAUUAUACGUUUAAACUUCACCAGCUAUGGAACAUUAAUCAAAAGAUAUACAAAAUCGUGGACAACAGCAUUACUGGCGAAUUGGUUUGGCGACUGCAACACUAUCCCAAUCACUACUUUAGCGUUUACUUUGAGAGAUUUAUUGCAUCAAUUACAGAGUCAGGGAUCGGCAGCAAAAUGUACAAGGAUAUGAAAGAAGAUUAUAUGAAAACGCCCAGAGUUGAAGAUGACGAGAAAGUGGUGCUAACCUUACGCCAUCUAUGCUUUGCGUUUGCCUUUCUUGGAUUUGGAUUGUUGCUUUCAACAGCGGUAUUCUUUAUUGAACUCGCAAUAGCAAGACGUGCCUACCGUAGGAAUUAAAUGUUACACUAAUUUUGCUAUGGUUUGGCAACAGGACAUUAUGGACCGCCGUAGAAGUCUAAAUUUGGCUGUGAUAAAACUUAUCUCGACAGCAUUAUGGAGAUUUGUAUAACAUUUCAAUUCUAUAAAUUUGGUACUAUUCUGUAUUACUUUUGUCCAUUUUAUGUAUUAAUGUAUUCACAUUUGCUACCUAUUUAUAUACGUAGGUACCACGUAAGGAUCAGUACAUACUAGG